AAAAAAACGCAGCGAAAGGUUGUCUCCGUCGUCGUCGGUCUCUGUGCUUCGUUUGUGUCGUUUCGUUUCGUUUGCCUCCGUUGCGCGCAGACAACCAACAAAAUUCAAAAUGUUUUAACGGAUAAAACCAAAUUCAAAGAACUUUUAACGUUUAAUUUAAUGCCAGAUAAAGUCGAAUUCAGCUUGUCGAUUUUCAUUAGCAUUUCGCGUGUUCGUUUAGUUCAAAAAAUUUAAAAACCAAAAAAACCAUUAUCAUGGGUUUGUCGGAUAUACCAGCCAACUACAUGCAAGGCAGCCACCCCCACCUGAACCUCCAUCCGCAGCAGCAGCACCACCAAAAUCAGCAGCACUUGCAGCAUUUGCAACAGAUGCAGCUCCAUAACGCCAUGCCCACGCCUGCUCAGCAGGCUGCGCAGGUCCUGGCCCUGGAAAGCAACGAGCUGCUUAUGAGCACCAAGGACAAGCUCUCCAGCAAGAAGAAGAUGCACUUGCUCAAGAAGAUCAAGAAGCGCUUCGGAUUGGUUCGCCGCUCGCCCUCCUCAUGUCCUGGUCCCAACAACCUGCCACCUCUGCAAUUCCACAGCGUCCACGGCGACAACAUCCGGAUCUCGAGGGACGGAACUCUGGCCCGUCGGUUCGAGAGCUUCUGCAGGGCCAUCACCUUCUCCGCCCGCCCGGUUCGCAUCAACGAGAAGAUCUGCGUGAAGUUCGCGGAGAUCUCGAACAACUGGAAUGGAGGCAUCCGCUUUGGAUUCACCAGCAACGAUCCUGUGACGCUGGAGGGAACGCUGCCCAAGUACGCCUGUCCGGAUCUGACGAACAGGCCCGGUUUCUGGGCGAAGGCUCUGCACGAGCAGUACUGCGAGAAGGACAACAUACUCUACUACUAUGUCAACGGAGCUGGCGAUGUGAUCUAUGGCAUCAACAACGAGGAGAAGGGCGUCAUUCUGUCCGGGAUCGAUACAAGGAGUCUGCUGUGGACGGUGAUCGACAUCUACGGCAACUGCACGGGCAUUGAGUUCCUGGAUUCCCGCAUUUACAUGUACCAGCAGCAGCCGGCUUCGAUGCCGAUGACCGUUGUGCCCGCCCAGCAGCAGCUGGUCCAGCCGACUGCCAACGCCUCUGCCGCCCUCAAUCCCCACCACCCGCACCAGCAGUCGCGGAGAUCCCUGCCCGGCCACACUGGAGCCAUCGAGCACGACCUGGAGCGCCAUGUGAUGCCCUCGCUGCAGUCGCUGCACUUGGCCGGAAACGGAGGCAGUGUGGCUAGCGUGGAGCAGGCUGCCAUUGCCCACGAUCUGGCCAACGGGCUGCCUCCUCUGCGCUACAAUGCCAACGGACGCCUCAUCCCCGUGCCCUUCCACAACACAAAGGGCCGGAAUGUGCGGCUCUCGCAGGACCGCUUCGUGGCCUCCCGCACCGAGUCCGACUUCUGCCAGGGCUACGUGUUCACUGCCCGUCCCAUUCGCAUCGGCGAAAAGCUGAUUGUGCAGGUCCUCAAAACGGAGCAGAUGUACGUGGGUGCCUUGGCCCUGGGUCUGACCUCCUGCAAUCCGGCGAUGCUGCAGCCCAAUGAUCUGCCCAACGACUCGGACUUCCUGCUGGACCGCCCCGAGUACUGGGUGGUGAGCAAGGACAUUGCGGCUGCUCCCCAGCGCGGCGACGAGAUUGCCUUCUUCGUGGCGCCCAACGGCGAGGUGAGCAUCAGCAAGAACAACGGACCCGCCGUGGUGGUGAUGCAUGUGGACCAGUCCCUCCAGCUGUGGGCCUUCCUGGAUGUCUACGGCUCGACCCAGUCGCUGCGGAUGUUCCGCCAGCAGUUGCCCAACAUGGUUGCGUAUCCCUCGCAGCCGCAGGUGAAUGUGAAUGCCAGCAGCUCUUCCGCCUGCAACGCCGCCUCGACUUCCCGCAUGCUGCCCAUGACCGAGUCGAUGAGCAGUCUGAAUGCCGGAGCCACUGCCAAGCUAUUGCACCAUCCCUCCCAGCUGAGUGUGGCCCAGAGCACGAGCACCCUGGCCUCAGCCGGCGGAGUCAACGGCAGCCGCAUGAUCAGCAUGCCCUCCAACGGAGACAUUCUCCAGAUCCAGCCGAACGGCGGCGGCACCGUGCUGGUGGUGAACCUGCCGCCGGCGAGCAGCUCGCACGACAUCAACGGCCAGCUGGCGGCCAGGCCCUCGGCCACGGUGACAUCCAGCGGGGUUCUGGCCGGAGCCUGCUCAAGCGGAACCCUCAUCAGCACCUCCAGCAGCCAGUACAUUGAGCCCGUUGCCAACAGCACAAGCAAUGCCGGCAGCAAGUGGAAGGACAGCCUGAGCGACCAGCAGAGCACCGAUUCGAGUGCCGAGUGCACGAUCUGCUACGAGAACCCCAUUGACUCGGUGCUGUACAUGUGCGGACACAUGUGCAUGUGCUACGACUGCGCCAUCGAGCAGUGGCGCGGCGUGGGCGGCGGCCAGUGUCCCCUGUGCCGGGCGGUGAUUCGCGACGUUAUCCGCACCUACACCACGUAGAAGGGACGCCGCCGCGGCUUCCCAGCCAAGCAACCUUUACUCGCAAUCAAACCUACUAACACUGCACACACCACAUCACGAACACAAGUUGUUGCAUUUUAAACGCAAUCGCGCGCAAAAGAAAAAAAAGUAUUGGGGAAUAGACAUUGUUUUUGCAGACUAAAGAUGAAGUAGUUUAGUUGAUAAGGAUACACAUCUGUCACCUAAUUUAUCCUGUACCAUCUACAUGUAUGUUUAAUUUUUUGUGAUGUUAUAAGUAAGUGCGCCGAGAGCCAAAACUAUGUAUUGUUCAAUCAAAUCGAUUUAUCUAUCUACCGUUUUAAAUUUUUUGCAAGAGUUAAACCGCGCUCUCAUGCGUGAGGUAUACUAUUAAACCAAAGUAUUGUAUAGGAAUUAGUUGUAUUUUGGAUUCAAAUUGGGAGUUGUUGCAAAUUUUCUUAGUUUUUCUCCAUUUCUAAAUUCCAAACUAUGUGCAAAAUUAUCAAACACGAAAUUACGAUUCUUUAUUUGGUAAAUAAUCAUUUUGGUGCUAAAUGUUUUGAAAUGCAAAGAAAAAAAUUGUUAACGGAUUUGAAAAGUUAUGUUUAAGCUUGCAGCAACUACAAAUUAAUCUUCUUUGGCAUGAAAACAAAAGAAGCAAUUACUGACUACUUUCCAGCAAGGAAACGCUUGAAAUUUCCUAAACGCCUUGGAAAAGCGAUAUCGACAGAACACAAAUAUAUCUGCAGCACAAAAUGUUGAACAAAGAUUGAUCAGAUUAAUACUUAUGCACGAAAACCAAAAUCAAUAACUGCAAGAGCGUGUUAAAAUCUAAUAUUUAAGUACUUAAGUUAAUUUCUAGUCAACGAAUUAUGCUGAAGUUUAAUCUAGACCUGGACUUCAUCCUCCAACAAAGACACCACACAAAAGACGUAUUAAGCACGCUAAGCAAUUUUAAUGAAGCCGCAUUUUAAAUUAAACUUAAGUAGUGCACGUAUUUUAAAGCAGAUUUAAAUAUAUUUAACUAUAAACAUAGAACAAAAGACUUGUAUGUUGUACCAACAGCUUAAAUGAAAUAUGGAAAUGAAAUGCCCAUCUAAAUCAACCAUGCAGUUAGAAAAUUGCCAAUAAUUAAUUAACAAUACCAAGCAGAUCAAACAUGAAGGACAAGAAAAGCUGAUAAAACUUUACCUAAGAUUGUAUUAAAACUAAAAAUGUAAUAAGUAAAAAAGCAAAGAAAUAUGCGAAUUGGAGCGCAAGCUUACUAUUUUUGUUAUAAGUACGAAUCCGGAUAGGGAUAAAUGAAGACAUGUUAUUGCCACUAUUAAUAAUUAACUUUUAAUUUUUUAAAGAAUCAUAGUUGGUAACAAUACGAUACUGCGCCUAGUUAUGACUAAACAUUUAAAUGUAUUUAUGAAAUUAUAUUUGAUAUAUGUAAGAAAACGCAAUGCUGUAAUACCAUUAAAUACUGACAGAAAUAUCAGAA
Messenger RNA from Drosophila ficusphila, 3975 nucleotides. RefSeq names its product protein neuralized (gene neur). The record is from RefSeq and is a predicted model, not a curated record. Gene Ontology annotation, molecular function: ubiquitin protein ligase activity. The transcript has 3 exons. The coding region runs from base 255 to 2510 and encodes 751 amino acids. NCBI's taxonomy places the organism in Eukaryota, Metazoa, Arthropoda, Insecta, Diptera, Drosophilidae.